Messenger RNA from Pyrenophora tritici-repentis Pt-1C-BFP, 846 nucleotides. RefSeq lists its product as uncharacterized. Lineage: Eukaryota; Fungi; Ascomycota; Dothideomycetes; Pleosporales; Pleosporaceae. The record is from RefSeq and is a predicted model, not a curated record.
AUGGCUGACCUCGCUGGGUCUGACUCGAGCCCAGCCGUGGCCGCAAGUCAGCUUUCAGCGCCUACGAAGGCAGACAAUGUCAAGGCACCCCCAUUCCUACGUUUGCCGGCAGAACUGCGCAACCGAGUGUAUGGAUAUGUUCUGGAUUACCAACACAAGUACAGCAGGUGCAGUCCUUGUUACCGUACUGAACGCCGCUACGAAGUAUUCUGGACUGGUCUCAACAUGGUCUGCCGACAGUUACGCACCGAGUUCCACCCCCUCGUUUACCAAAAUCAUGAAUUGGCCACGAGCUUUCAUGCUCUCGAAAAGUUUCUUGCAGAAUUCUUUCUAGGGGGCGAAGCCAAUGUGCCAAUCUCGUCCAUUGUGGUUUUUUUAGUUAUGAGGAAGGACAUCCUGUCUCCAUUCCACCUCUGCUAUAGCCAUGGGCUAGAAGAUAUCCAAAGUCAUGGUGCUGUGAGACACUUCAUGACGUCCGGUUUGAGAGAUUUCAUGAUUCGGCUCAUCAACCUCUCUUCGAGCGACAAUCUACUACGCACUUUACCCGAGAAUCUCCUCAUUUCCCAGGUGAUGCUCUUGUACAAGCCAUCCUUCUCCGAUUCAUUUAAGAUAGGGUUUUGGCGACUUAAAGUCCAGAAGACCAACGGGGGUGGUGCGCUGAACGCCGGAGAUAUUCUGGCACUGUGUGCGUUCUGUCGAAAAUUGGAAGAAAUUCAGCCCCAUGGUCCAGAAACCCCCGCGGAUGAGGGAAGGUUCCUAGAUUUGAUCAUAAAGGUUGUUGGUGGAGAGGAUAAGGUCCUGGACCGACAUGUAUUGACUGCGAGGAAGCGGUGGUCGAUUGCCUAA